Paraphaeosphaeria sporulosa is the source of this 1314-nucleotide messenger RNA. Its product is annotated as alpha/beta-hydrolase. The transcript has a single exon. The record is from RefSeq and is a predicted model, not a curated record. The coding region runs from base 182 to 1153 and encodes 323 amino acids. NCBI's taxonomy places the organism in Eukaryota, Fungi, Ascomycota, Dothideomycetes, Pleosporales, Didymosphaeriaceae.
CCCAUGGUAGACCAACGGCCGCAGUACUCUGCGAGUUCAAAAUGAUAAAUAUACUCCGGAUUUCUCACAUUCACCUACCCUGCACCACACCCUUUCUACCCUCCUCUCAACGACGACCCAUCACGCCACAAGCCCUUGCUCGUUUCGCAAAGUAAUCUUCAUCACCAAGAAAUCACAUGAGAUGGGUGGCAUGUUCAGUUCUCCCGAAAUUCUACCUCCGUCGUCGCCUCCGGAUCCUGCCAAACUUGCACUAAGACCCGAAGAAAGCAAAAGCCUCGACCUAUCCGAUGGACGUACCCUCGGUUAUGCAACGUAUGGCUCAACCAAUCCAUCAGACCCGGCCAUAUUCUUGUUCCAUGGAAUGCCCGGAUGUCGACUCGUAGGUCGCAGCUGGAAUAAGCUCUGCAAAACCAUCGGCGCUCGCCUGAUUACCAUCGAUCGCCCUGGGAACGGACUAUCCACCUUAGUUGAUCGAAAGCUGACACAGUGGCCGGAGGACGUACUGAGUGUGGCGGAUCAUCUUAAGAUUGAAAGCUUCAGCAUCGUCGGAGGGAGCGCAGGAGGACCUUUCGCUUUGGCAUGCGCACGAUUCAUUCCCAAGGAGCGACUGCGGAGGACGACGGUGGUUUGCGGCAUCGCGCCGAUAGAGGCUUUCCUGGAUACGACGCCUUACCUAUCAUGGCGCUUAGGAGGCUUCACUCCGUGGGCUGUUAAGCUUGCCGCGCGGCACAUGAUAUUACCACGUCUUCUGGCCCCAUAUCGGGAUCUGGAUCCUAAUCGGUUAAAACGUACUCUGGAGGACCAGUGCCAAACACCAGAAGAGAAAGAGUUUCUCAAGCCAGAUCCAAACAGAGAAACCGACCUCGACGACGCAGUGGCGGGACUUCUGGAAACCUUCAAGCAAGGGACUGGAGGAUUUAUGCUCGAUGGAAGCAUCACUUCCAGCGAUUGGGGUUUCGACUUGAAAGAUAUUGAUGGCGAGAGAGUAUGGCUGUGGCAUGGGGACCAGGACGCUGUCGCGCCGGUCGCUACAGCGAAAUGGAUAGAUGAGCGCCUGGGUGGUGGAAGGCUGAGAGUGUUGGAAGGCGGAACGCAUUCUACGAUUUGGAAGCAUCACGAGAAAGAGAUAUUCGAGCAAAGUGCGAAGAGAUAGAACGACGGCUAAGAUUUGUGUCGGACGUCGCGCGCUCUGGCUGAUGGACUGGACGUCGCAGGGGCAUCACUUAAGCUGUUCUUUUUAAUUCUAAGUGACGUUUGGAGUACGCUAUCAGCUUCAAGAGUUCUGCAAAAUUUAGAUUGUUUUCCGUUCUACCC